UGACAUACAAAAAUGUUGUUUUGUCCCAUCUAUGUUGUAAUAUAAAACUGUAUAAAGCAACUAAUAUGCACAUUUCAUAUUCCAAACAUGGUAGGAAACAAUCUAGCAGCAGGCUUUCUUAGUGAUACACAUGCAGCAAUACACAUAGUGAGUAACACCAGGGAUAGAGGGAGUGGAGCUGUGCAGUACACUGGUCUGCUCUGUUUAUGUGGCUCAGUAUGCAGAGAGGUGAUGUAGCUGCUACCACACUGACUCCCUUUUCCGUAUUCUCAAUCCAUCGACUCCACUGUCUUUUCUGUUCUGCUUCAAAUCCUGCCUUCUUAAUGACUUGCCAUUCUUAUUCAACUACUCACCCACCUUCAAAUCCCUUCCCCCUUUCUUUCACCACAGCUCAUCUGAGCCAUCCUAGAUUAAGCACCUCUGCAGGAUGUGAGGAGGAAAAGGUAUGGAGCCUCAGGGGAUGCACAUAUUAGCCAACCACUUUGAUGUUCACCAUCAAAACUGUGGACUUCACAGGCGUCAUACGACUGUACUGCAAUCACUGCCUAGAUCCAGCUCAGCUCUGUUCCCACUCAAGUUCACGACUCCUGGGUUCCGUUCUGCUCUCAAGUUCCAACUCCUGUUCUCAACUCCUGGAAUGGUCCUCUGAGAAUGUGUGUCUAAGGCAGCAUUUGAAGUUCCUCCGUUCGUCCCGAAGUCCUCCUCCUGUGUCAACAACUCCAAGUCCUCCUCUCAUGCCCGCUCCUCUGAAUUCCUCUCGAGUCAGUUCCUCGUUCUGGGAUUCUGUUCCCUCCGGACAUCUACUGGUGACUCCCGCUGCUCUGGACCCCUGGACAUCUCGGUGCUGCUCUGGACCACUGGACAUCCCGGUGCUGCUCGGACCCACUUCUGCCUCCGCUCUCUGGUCUCUCGGACACCUGUGUUCCCACCACCAAGCAAGCGCUGAGUCCACACCUCCUCCUCCCCGGUCUGGCUUUCAAACCUAGUGAGAAGGCUUUAGGAUGAGAGCAGGAUAUGUGGACAUGUCAGAGGAAGACAGCAGACAACAGGAGUCAUGGAGGUGGAAGGCACAGCAGAGCCAUCUUUUGUGGAUGUGGACCAGGGCCUGACCCUAGCUGGCGUCACCUUCCUCUGCCUUCUGCUGAUAGCCAUGAUCAUACGCUGUGCCAAGGUCAUAAUGGACCCUUACAGUGCUAUUCCAACCUCCACAUGGGAGGAGCAGCACUUGGAUGACUAAUACUUCUAAGCACACAGGCAGUUUGCAAACCAUGCGCAGCUUCUGGCUAUAACCCACUGGACGAAACCACCGAAGUCUUCACCAAGAGAACGCCCAUUGCUCUUUUUGUUUCACUAUCUCAAUCUGUUUCAUCUCAUAGAUUCAAAUUCUAACCAAGCAACAUGAGAAUCUGAAUCCAGAAAUGGAUCUAGUUCUAAUUAUUUUUAAAGUACUUGUUUGUUUUCUAAAUUUAAGCACAUGUCUUAACAUGUAAAUAAUCUACAUGGUGCAAUUUAGAUUAUCUUAUUAGUGAGUAAAAUAUUUAAAUUUCACAUCGGAAAGCCACUUUGUAUUUUAAAAAGCAUUCAAAGUAAGGAUCUGAAGGAUGAAAAGAUAAAAAUUCAGCAGUGUUUAUUAUUAUUUUCAACUGGUUUGUAUUCAUAGACAGAAAAUUUCAGUUUCUUUUCACAUAUUUAGCAAGGGUAAGUAAAGCUAGAAGUAACCAGUUUUUGUAUACAAACCAAAUGGAAAAAGACCAAAGCAAAAAUAAGAGUCAAAACCAAAAAGCAGUGUGAACAGAAGCCAGGAAGUAACUAAGAACUCAACAGAAAAGGGAUGAAUUAAUUUGGAAAGCAGCCAAUGGCAAGAAUAAAAAACCUGGAAUUAAGUGAAAGUCAUGAGACGUAAAUAACAAUAACAACCAGCAUACAAUAGCAAAAACAGCAUAGUUUUACAUCAGAUUCUUAUUUUAAAUCAGAAUCUUUAGGUGGGGUUAUUAGGAGAACAAAAAUUCAUGUUGACCUUAUUAACUUCUUUUUUUCAUCCACUAUUAGCUGUCUCUUUGGCCUAAGGUCUAAUCAUCAAAGGAAGCUUGCCACCAAGGAACACUUUAGGCCCCUUCCAAAGGUCAUACAGAUUGCUUAAAUUCUUGAACAAACUCACAGUGUGGACUAGCAUGCCAAGUCUCGGUUUUAAUGCCACUUGAUGAUAUUUGAACUUGGAACAUAUUUCACUGUGGUUGUUUUGCCUCACAAAGCUUUGCAUAGAAUUUCAUGAUGAGUAAUGACUAGUAUUUCUUCAUCACAAAGUGAUACCUGAUAACAGGAUGUACACAGACAGAGAGCAAUCUGCAACAAACUUUUAAGGUCUUUUUCACAGCAGGCCAUGAUUUAAAAAUAAGAUCAGAUCCUUAGGAUCACAUCGGCACAUCCCCAUCAAGUAGUGUUCCUAGUAUACAAAUAUUGGGCAAGUAUGUGAAGUGAUGUGGCAGAGUGCUCCUGUUUUUGCCUGAGUUUGAUGAAAGCCAGUUCACUUUAUGUGAAAUGUUCAAAAAGGCAAUUAGGGCAGAUACAGGCUUGGACAUAACGUGGUGGGAUUUGUGGUGAAAUAAAAGGGGAAUUUAUUAUUGGCUAGAACAUACUGCUCUUUUUAUUUUUGACUAAUCUGCAUACUAAACAAGGCAUAGUAGUACACUAUUUUCCAGAACAUGCAGAAAAUAUUUACAUACAUGUUACAUAUCCAUUCUUAAAUUAUUAUAACACAAUGAUUAUGUUAUCUGCCAGGAUUUCAGCAACCAAUAUGAUUUACAUUACCAUGAUAGAAUUAAACAUUAUCUUGUCUUCAGAUAGGUUGGAACAGAGCGCUUUUUUCUCAAAUGUUUAAUCACUGACGUUGUGGUGUCAUGGUAGACCAUCUUCGAUUUAUAGGUGGCAUUCAUUGCGAUUGAAUUCAAAUCAAUUCAAUUCACAACAUGUCACCUCAAGACAAACAAAUCCAUUUCAGAUUCACAAAUGUAUAAAUUAAUCCAGUACAAUACAAUUACAUAGAUUAAAACUCAAUUAUAUACAUUCCAAUGUGUGAUCAGUUAUAAAACAAUGCAGUUUAUAUCAGUUUACUAUCACUAUCAGUAUCACUGUAUUGUGUCCCCUUAGGGAAAUUCUCAUUACAGCAAUGUUUGACAAGAAAACAUAGACAAUACCCACACACAGAAACAAUCACAAAAUGAAUUAACAUGUACAAGUAUCAAUUAAAACAGGCUGAACAAAUAAUCAAGCCUGAUAACCUUUAAAAUGUAUCAGAAUGAUGGCCUGGCUAGUAAAACUUUUUUCCAUCUGUUUGUUCUUGAUUUUAGCAUGCCUGAAUCUCCUCCCUGAUGGUAGAAGCUCAAAUUCACUAUAAAGUGGGUGAUUUGAAGAAUGAAUUAUGUGUUCGGCUUUUUGUAGGACUCUUUUUAAAAAGAUUUCUUCUAAAUUGGGUAAUCUCACUCCUAUAACUUUGCCAGCAAUUAUUACAAUUUGCUUAAUCCAAUGUCUGCCGGUAAUACGUUGUCUAUGUAAGAAAGUCCAGCUAACUACAUCAUCUUAGAUUGUUUGCAGCGAUCUGUUCCUGAGCAAGCAUGAAAUGAACAUAACCAAGCACACCAUGUAACAGUAUGAAGUGUAGAUGUAUGUCAAACCUCAAUUUCUUCUCUGUCUUUAAAAUGAGAAGAAAACACAAUGAAGGUGUAACAGGCUCAGUUUGGAAGACAAUUAGGUAAAGCUUGUUUGUAAUGUAUGCCAUGUAAGCUCCUAAGAUUUUCAAGGCAAAGUGUUAGUCCAAUGUUAUGUUUAUUUCUGUUCAGUAUGUCAACUAUUAUGGAAGCCCUUGUGUAUGCCUUUUAUUGUAAAGCACAUAUGCAAAUUUUGUAUAUUUUAUAAAUAUUUCUUGACUGACUUGCACAUUAACGGUAUCCUGCCUGUCCGAUCCAGUCUGAUCUUGUGUACCCUUUAAAUUUGCAGAUGACCCCACUGCACCAGGCUUUAUUCAUAAAUUCUAAACAUUUUGUUUAUAAUUUUAUGACACAGAGAAGUUUAAAAAAUUACGACAUGUGGAAUUCUUUACAUUGAACAGCACAAUUUUUGCACCAAUAUGUCAUACUAAAAAAACUUCAUAAAACUCUUACUUGCUAGGCAAUAAGCUCCGUCUCCCUUUAAAACUGAUUCUGCUGUCAGAUUUAAUGCUGCUAAAACUGAUUAUUUGAAUAAUCAGUCCUGCAUUUAUAUUUGUACAACAGUGAGAUAUGUUGUUUUUUCCUGUUUGCUCUCUUUUGUUGCUUAUUUUAAAGUGUUCACUAUCCUGGUGCCGUCUUUCUGCUCUUACAGAAUAAACCUGUCAAAAUUCCUGCCAAUGGAAUGACAGUCAGUGCAACAUUACUGUCUUCUAAAGUUAACUACUUUGGAAACAGAGCAGCCACAAGGUCACUUUUCACUCAUGGCAAAGCUUUCAGCAGAUUUGUGAUUUUAUCAGAAUGCUUCACUAUUGUCAUCUCAAAGGCCUCAUAGUGUUCUGCUUUCCCUCUCUAGACAAAUUUUCCAGAAGCUGCAUUACUCCCACUCAUCCUUUCAGCUCUGGCAAAAGUUCGUCUAUAGGAUUGAAAUCCAUGCUUGACAAAAAAAAAAUGACUUUGUUGACCUAAACCCAUUUUUUAACCUAUUUGGGGUCAGCGUUCCAUUGCCUGUGCCCAAGCUUUAAUCUGUGCACUGAUGUCUAGAGAUGUUGCUUCAGAAUUACUACAUAAUGCUUCUUCCUCAUCAUCUUUUUUGUGUGCACAAAAUACCCAAAAUUUAUUCAGUGUAGUAGAACAGUAUAGCACGACAUAUAGUGGUAAAACAUGGUUUUACAUUUUGGUGAUUCUACAGCCAUUUAUGUAUUUUACAAUAAUGUCAAACCAAAUCAUACACAUGUCCUGAUGCAUCUCAGGUCCUGAUGUGUCCAGGUAGAAAAAGAAAAAAAGUUGAGUAGGUCUUCUGGAUGUGUUCUUCUUUGUUGAAAUAUUUCAUCUCUUCUCCAAGAGACUUCUCCAUACCAGAAGCAAUGUUUUUUUAUUAUGAGUGAAUUUUAAAAGAGCAGUAAGAUAUCUAAGGGAAAAUUGGUACUCUUGAAGACCGGUACUUUUGUUCUUAAACUAAAAGACACUCUUAAUAUUGCCCGGAUUUUCCUGCUAUAUGGUGUAUUACAGCUCGGGGAUGUGUGAGUUGUAACACCUGAACAAUUUGGUUGUAUAAUUUGCCUGUAACAACUGGUUUGUCAGAGUCAAACAUGGCUCUCAGAAUGUACAUCCUCCUGGUUACGUUUAACAUAAUUGUCUGCAUAUACAGUCUUUAUUAUGUAUGAAACAACUUGCAUUUGCAUGUUCUGAAGUGCCUUUCAUAUCUUAAUCUGCAGAGGCUCCAGUUUGUUGAAUGCCAAAUUUAAUCCAAAGUCUACUGUAAAUGUGUUGGAUGAUUAAACCGUGGAUCAGAGAACGGCAUGCCUUGCUUCUUGAUAUCAAUUAUUAUUUUUUUUCUAUUCAGCAUGAAGAGCAAUGUCAAUAUUGGAAAAAUAUAAAUAAAAGUUUACUAACUAUCCCUUCUUAAA
Molecule: messenger RNA, 5611 nt
Organism: Fundulus heteroclitus (mummichog)
Lineage: Eukaryota; Metazoa; Chordata; Actinopteri; Cyprinodontiformes; Fundulidae
Product: cortexin domain-containing 1-like
Exons: 6
Coding region: 1055-1237 (60 amino acids)
Source: RefSeq, a predicted model, not a curated record